UGGCUUGGUAAUUUCAAUACAUUGAUACUUGCUAAAUACAAAUAAGUUUACCUAUUUAAAUUUUGUAAGUUUUAUAAAAUAAUAUAAAAUUGUAAUUAAAAUUAGUAUUUGGAGAAAUACGCGAUUAAAAAUGGUUCGAGGAAUAAUUAGAGGCGGACGUGGUGUUAUGCGUGGUGGAAUAAGACCACCAUUCAAGAAAACUUUUGUUCCCCGCCAUCCAUUCGAUUUAACUUUGGCAGAGGUCCUCUUUCCUAAAGUAUCACCAGUAGUUGACGAUGCCGCACUUACUUCUGCGCUAUUAAAACGUAACCAGGAUUUGAGUCCAUCUCCAUCGGAGCAAACAACUAUAGCUAACCUAGUUUCAAAAGUACAAGCUGUUCUUGACAAUCUUGUUGUGGCACCCGGUGAUUUUAGUACUUGUCAACUGGACGAGGUUCGACAAGUUGGAUCCUUCAAAAAGGGUACAUUAAUAACUGGAAAUAAUGUUGCCGAAGUAGUUGUAAUCCUUAAAACAUUGCCAACAAAAGAGGCUUGUGAAGCCUUGGCUAAAAAAGUUGAAGCUGAACUGAAAAAUGCAAUGAAAACAGAAGUUCUUACCAAAGCCGACCAGUUAACUACGACAAUGCACGAUCGUGGAUUUAAUAUUGCUAAUUGGCAAGCAAAAGUUUGCGUUUUAAUUGCAACAAUACCACAAAAUAUUCGUAAGCUCGAAGCAGAUAUUCAUUUGGAUCCCAAAGCCAUGCAAGCCCAUUUAGCUGCAAUAAGGCAUACAAGAUGGUUUGAAGAAAAUGCUCAUCAUUCUUCAAUUAAAGUACUUAUUCGUAUAUUAAAAGAUCUAACCACUCGUUUUGACGCAUUUUCUCCGCUUUCUCCAUGGAUGCUGGACUUAAUUGCUCAUCUUGCUAUUAUGAACAAUCCAAGCAGACAAGCACUUCCUAUUAAUCUUGCAUUUCGUCGCGUUUUCCAGCUUUUGUCAGCUGGGCUAUUUCUUCCGGGUUCGGCUGGAAUAACGGAUCCCUGCGAACCAGGUCAUAUACGUGUGCACACAGCAAUGACCUUAGAACAGCAAGAUAUGUGCUGUCUCACAGCACAAACAUUGCUGCGAGUACUCGCACAUGGAGGUUAUAAACAUAUUUUAGGUUUGGAAGGGAACACAAGUAUUGCAAGGGAAAUGUCAGUGUGGGACGGAGUUGUUGUUUCACCAUUGGAACAUGUUUAUGAAAAGCCUGUUGACAAAAAGGACGGCGAAGACGAGGAUAUGGAAGAAGUUGAAAAUGCUGGAGUUGUCGAAGAUGAUACCAUGGUAGAGUAACACACUGUCGAAUUGUUUGCAACGAAAAACAAUGCAAAAUAUUAAAAUACAAAUAAAUAAACAACAGUCAAAAACUUAAA
This is a messenger RNA of Episyrphus balteatus (marmalade hoverfly), 1392 nucleotides long. Its product is annotated as interleukin enhancer-binding factor 2 homolog. The transcript is spliced from 3 exons. The record is from RefSeq and is a predicted model, not a curated record. Lineage: Eukaryota; Metazoa; Arthropoda; Insecta; Diptera; Syrphidae. The coding region runs from base 131 to 1312 and encodes 393 amino acids.